Molecule: messenger RNA, 1894 nt
Organism: Lotus japonicus
Lineage: Eukaryota; Viridiplantae; Streptophyta; Magnoliopsida; Fabales; Fabaceae
Product: polygalacturonase QRT3-like
Exons: 3
Coding region: 118-1725 (535 amino acids)
Molecular function (GO): polygalacturonase activity
Source: RefSeq, a predicted model, not a curated record
ACAAAGCAACCUUCACUAAUAUCUUACUCCAAAUGAUGAGGGUGUUGUAUGUAUGAUCCAAUAUGAAAAUGUCCCUUUACAUUUUCCUAUCAAAUCUUAGUUACCCCUACUUCUUUUAUGUCUCCCUAUUCCCUCUUUUCAUUUACCUUAUUUAAAGGACCACAGAACUUGAAUCCUUUUCCCCAACUGUUUCAUACUAACCUGAUCAGAACCUCAAACCUCUCACCAACUACACCAACAAUGGCAAGAAAACCUUCUCUGGUCUUGUCCUUGUUUCUGUGGGUGUCUUGUUUCAUUGUGAUUGGUGCUUAUGGGGAGAAGAACUUGCCUCAUAUGACAAUUUCUGGUGGCAAACAUCAUGUAGCAAUACAAAGACUUCAGUCAUUUAAGGCCUCUCUAACUAGACAUGAUUCCAUUGCUUCAGCACCAUCUUCAUUCUCAGCCUCUUCUAGCCCUUCUCCUUCUCCAUCUCCUCAGCCAUUUCAGGGUGUGAACAAUCCAAGGGUGUACCAUGUGACAUCUUAUGGGGCAGACCCUUCAGGCAAUUCAGACAGCACUGAAGCACUCCUUGCAGCCAUAGCAGAUGCAGCCAAGGGUCCAAGUGAAGGACGUUUGAUAGAAGGUAUCAAAAACCUUGGAGGUGCACAGGUUAAUCUUGAGGGUGGAAAUUACCUGAUCAGCAAGUCACUGCAGUUACCGGUAGCUGGGGUGGGGAACCUCAUGAUACAUGGGGGAACCAUAAGAGCCUCAAAUAAUUUUCCAGCAGAUGGCUAUAUCAUUGAUUUGUCAGCAUCACCUUCAUCAUCCUACAAUUUUGAGUACAUAACUCUCAAGGACCUAUUGUUGGACUCUAACUUCAGGGGAGGAGGCAUUUCAGUCAUAAACUCACUAAGAACAAGCAUAGACAACUGUUACAUCACACAUUUCACCACCAAUGGAAUUUUAGUACAAAGUGGCCAUGAAACCUACAUCAGGAACUCCUUCCUUGGCCAACACAUAACUGCCGGUGGCGAUAAACAUGAAAGGAACUUCUCAGGAACUGGAAUAAACAUCCAAGGUAAUGAUAAUGCUGUCACAGAUGUUGUAAUUUUCUCAGCUGCUAUAGGAAUAAUGGUUACUGGUCAAGCCAACACUUUUUCUGGUGUGCAUUGUUACAAUAAGGCCACUGGCUUUGGAGGUACUGGAAUUUAUUUGAAACUUCCCGGUUUGACGCAAACCCGGAUCGUGAAUUCUUACAUGGAUUACACCAGUAUUGUUGCCGAAGACCCGGUUCAACUCCAUAUCUCUAGCAGUUUCUUCCUUGGUGAUGCCAAUAUUGUUCUGAAAUCUAUGAAGGGGGUUGUGAAUGGUGUUACUAUUGUUGAUAACAUGUUCUCAGGCUCAAACAAGGAAGUUGAAAUUGUUCAUCUGGACCAAUCAAAUAGUGGUUUCAAUCAAGUUGAUCAGGUUAUUGUUAACAGGAACAUUGUGAGAGGAAUGAAAUUAAAGGCCACAGUUGCGAAAAAGUCUAUGCAAGGGAAUGGAACCUCAUGGAGUGUUGAUUUUAACGAUGUUCUUCUUUUCCCUAACCUUAUAAAAAAUGUUCAGUACUCUUUAAGCUCCACAGGCAGUACCUUUCCAAACCAUGCUCUCAGGAAUGUGUCCGAGAAUCGCGUUGUGAUUGAAACAAAUGAAGCAGUAUCUGCAAAUGUUUUUAUCACUGUGGAUCAAAGCAUGGCAAGUUGAAGAGGUUUGAAGCUGGCGGCAUAAAUGUUUGUUUAACAAGUCCUGACUCAUUAGUUCAGAUUGUAGAGGGAAUUGUGCAUACCUUAUGAAAGAAUUAUGCAUUCUCUCACAUAUUUUUAUACUUCAUUUUUCAGUUUCUCUUUUCUUUUAUCAUAUUUUCUAUUAGAUC